AUGGACCGGAGGCCAACCCCGGGCUGGGAUCCCGUUCACACCCGCAUCUUCGACGUCUACGUGCAGGACGACGCGGCCGACGGCGACGACGAAGCCGACGUCAACCACCUGGCGAUCGUCACCAACGACGACGAGAUCGCGCCUUCACAUGCGCCGGGCCCGCUCCGCGUCUCGGCCGCAGCCGCGGCUCCGGACACGGCUCCGGACGCGGCUAUUUUUGGCAGCGGCGUGCACGCACUGCCGCCGCACGCGCGGCCCCUGCUCGUAAACACGGGCAGCGGGCACCGGCAGGUGCGCGUGGGCACGGGUUUUCCGCCGCAGCGCGUGCUCGUUAAACAGGAGGAGGACCGCGAUCGCCGGCCGGCGCCGCUGGCGCUGGCGCCGCUGGCGCCGCCGGGUCACGUGCACGUGGCGCCCGGCUCGCUGGUCAACACCGACAUAUGGCCCACGCCCGUCGAGAACGCGUUUCUGAGCGCGCUGCGGCUCAUUGCCAAGAACGGCACCGCGAAGAUCAAGCUGCGCGACCGCAACUACGGCCGCAACGAGCUGAUCUCGCUCUACAUUCACCACCAAACGCGCGAGUGGCGCACCAAGAAGCAGAUCUCGUCCCACAUCCAGGUCUGGAAGAAGUCCAUUCUGAACAAGGUCAAGGCCGAUCUCGAGCUCUCUGCUUACGAAAGCGAGCUGCUCGCGCUCAUCGAGCACGGCGCGCCCGCGACCGACCAAAACAGCCGCCAGUUCCAUUCGACCUUCUCCGAGAUCACAGCCGCGUACGAGGCGCCCGGCGCAGCGGCCGGCGCUCUGCCGAGCGCGGCUUCUGCGGGACCCACUGCGUGCAUGCCCAUGCAUCUAGACCCGAUCGGCGGCAGCGGCGCGCCGCUGCCGCCGGCCAGUGCGCCCGCGGGCGUGCCUUGCCUGGGCGCCGCGCUAGGCGGAUCUCUGGGCGCGCCCUUGGGGGGCGCCCUUGGCGACAGCCUCGGCGACGGCCUCGGCGGCUCGCUGAGCGGCUCGCUGAGCAGCGGAGCGCCCCUCCAAAUGGCCUCGGAGCUCCACUCCGCCGAGCCCCAGACGCCGCUGGAGUACGCGCGUCGGGUGUACGGAAAUCUGCAGGCCUACAAGUGCGUGCCUUCGGCCAUGCAGGACUACGCCCACAUGCGCGGCGGAUCGGCGCCGGACACGGCGCCGGACACCGCACUCGAAACGACGCAAGAUGCGUCGUUCCAGAAUUCUCCAACAGAGAGAACUCUGCAGGCUGCACGCGAGGUGGCCCGUCAGCAGCGCGAGCUUAUACAGUCCCUGUACACAGUGCCUGCGUCGGGAUCGUCGUCGGCUUCGGACCAUGCAGGCACGUAUCUCGACGCACGUUCUCCGGAGCAACAGCCCCUCAAAAACUUCAAAACGUUCCAGAUCGGGCAAGGCGCGGACGAUCUGAACAACAGUACCCCUCAGCGGCCGCGCUAG
Molecule: messenger RNA, 1461 nt
Organism: Lachancea mirantina
Lineage: Eukaryota; Fungi; Ascomycota; Saccharomycetes; Saccharomycetales; Saccharomycetaceae
Source: the annotation of a GenBank genome assembly